Nicotiana tabacum (common tobacco) is the source of this 2608-nucleotide messenger RNA. Lineage: Eukaryota; Viridiplantae; Streptophyta; Magnoliopsida; Solanales; Solanaceae. The record is from RefSeq and is a predicted model, not a curated record.
AGCGCUACUCAUUUGUACUUUCAACCCAUCUCUCCAAUUAAUUCAAAAAUUCGCAUCAAAUUAAUUUUCUCACCUUCCACAAUUAAUAUAUCGUAGCACACAACUUCUUUUAAUAAAAUCUUGAAAUUUUUUCGUUGAAAACAAUGCCUUUAAUCUCUUCAUUCUUUGUUAUUCUUCAAAGGGUCAUUACAUAAUCCUGAAACGAGAAAAGGGGUGAAAGGUUACUGCUAAAAUGCUUCAAUUGUAUUGCCCCCGCUCAUCAACUCCAACACUUAGUCCAAGAUUCAAUCAGAUUUCUCCUUUUAAGAGAACGUCAUUGGCUUGUCCAUGUCGGAGAAACCGUGCUUCUGCCUUUUGCAUGAAUAACUGGUUGGCCAAAAGUAAAGGAAAGGUGCCGAGCAUUCAAAAGAUGACAUGCAGACAGCUGAAUUCCUCAGGAAACAGGAAUAUCUGGGAAAAUCUGAAUCCUCAGCCGCUGAAGAUGUAUUUGAAAAAUAAUUCUGAGGACUUCCCAGCUAAAUUUGUAAUAGCUUCGUUGGCAUCUUAUUUCCUUAUUAAGUUGAAGCCUCUACAUCUAAUUGGUACGAAGAUGGGGAUGAUCCGAGAGUUAUUCAUCUUUGUAACUCAAACAUCAGGCACUCAAAGUUUAUCUUUUGCUUGUCUUUCUAACUCCUUGAAUAAACCAACACCGCUUCAGUUGGAUGUGUCCUUUCCUUCACUGAAAGACAUCAAAUGGAGUUUAGCGCGGUUAAUAUAUUUGUUCAACAUACAACUAGAGAAAAAUGUUGCCACGUUUUUUAUUGUGCUUUUGGUAUCAUGCUUCUCAUUUGUGAUGAUUGGUGGUGUUCUGUUCUUUAAAUUCAGAAAAAGCAGGGGUAGUGCUUACUCUUUGGAGGACUGCUUGUGGGAGGCGUGGGCAUGCCUCUGUUCAUCAUCUACUCACCUGAAACAAAGAACAAGAGUUGAACGUGUAAUAGGAUUCAUCCUUGCCAUAUGGGGCAUUCUAUUUUAUUCUCGCCUAUUGAGCACCAUGACUGAACAAUUUCGAAAUAAUAUGCAAAGACUCAGAGAAGGGGCACAAAUGCAAGUUUUGGAGACUGAUCAUAUUAUAAUUUGUGGAGUUAACAGUCAUCUCAACUUUAUACUAAAGCAGCUAAAUAAAUACCAUGAAUUUGCUGUUCGCUUAGGUACUGCCACUGCUAGGCGGCAAAGAAUUCUUCUGCUAUCUGAUCUUCCAAGAAAGCAAAUGGACAAAAUGGCCGACAACAUCACCAAAGAUCUCAAUCAUAUUGAUGUCCUUACAAAGAGUUGCAGUUUAAGUAUGACAAAAUCAUUUGAAAGAGCUGCAGCCAAUAAGGCACGCGCCAUUGUUAUACUUCCAACAAAGGGAAAUAGGUAUGAGGUCGACACAGAUGCAUUUCUCUCAGUGCUUGCCCUUCAACCCCUUCCAGAAAUGAUCUCUGUGCCCACCAUAGUUGAGGUUUCAAGCUACAACACAUGUGAACUCUUAAAGUCAAUUUCAGGAUUGAGAGUGGAACCUGUUCAGAAUGUCACAUCAAAAUUGUUUGUUCAAUGCUCUCGCCAAAAGGGUCUCAUUAAGAUAUACAAACAUUUGCUUAAUUAUCGAAAGAACGUGUUCAAUCUUUGCAGUUUCCCUCACCUUGUGGGAUUAAAAUAUAAGCAAUUAAGACGUGGCUUCCAAGAGGUUGUUGUUUGCGGUCUCUAUCGACAAGGGAAGAUAAAUUUCCACCCAAGGGAUGACGAAGUUUUGGAAGAAACUGAUGAAGUUUUGUUUAUUGGACCCAUUCAUGGAAAAAAAAGGCCGGAGCUAGUAUAUUCAAAUAUUUCUGAUGAAAGUGACAAUGCCAUAAAUGAUUCUCACACUGUGGAAAAGAAUGGACAAUUCCGGGGUAAUGCUUUGGAGAUAACAAAAGCACGCCUUGAGAAUAUAGUGAAACGGACAAAAUCAGGGUCUAAGGCAUCUGAUUCGUGUCUGGGACCUAAAGAAUGCAUUUUAAUGCUGGGAUGGCGUCCUGAUAUUGUGGAAAUGAUUGAAGAAUAUGAUAAUUACCUGGGACCUGGCAGCACACUGGAGGUGUUAUCAGAUGUCCCUAUGGAUGACAGACAUAAAGCUAGCAGACUUGCUGGUCAAGGAAAGCUAAAAAAUGUCCGAGUCUCCCACAGGAUUGGAAACCCAAUGGACUAUGACAUGCUGGCAGACACCAUUGCAAACAUUCAAAAAUCAUUUAAACAAGGCGAAGAAUUUCCGUUCUCCAUUGUCGUGAUAUCUGAUAGAGAAUGGUUACUAGGAGAUGCAUCGAAGGCAGACAAGCAAUCUGCAUAUUCUCUCCUCCUUGCUGAAAACAUCUGCGACAAGCUUGGCAUGAAGGACAUUCGCCUUUACAUGAAGGAAGAUGAGAAACCUUCAUUUGCCGAACUUUCUGAAAGAGCACAUUUGCGAAGAGAAGUUGCUAUCGGAUAUGUGAAGAACAACAAGAAGGUUAUCAACCCAAUCCCGAAAUCAGAACCCCUUUCUCUUGAACCGGGUGAUUUGCUGAUAGUGAUAUCAGAACUUGAAGGAGAACAACCCGUGAUCACAGUCAAUUAA